This is a messenger RNA of Cynocephalus volans (Philippine flying lemur), 2289 nucleotides long. It is a transcript of the gene PRKG2, whose product is annotated as protein kinase cGMP-dependent 2. Gene Ontology annotation, molecular function: ATP binding; cGMP-dependent protein kinase activity. Bases 1 to 2289 code for a protein of 762 amino acids. The transcript has 18 exons. Gene Ontology annotation, biological process: protein phosphorylation. The record is from RefSeq and is a predicted model, not a curated record. Lineage: Eukaryota; Metazoa; Chordata; Mammalia; Dermoptera; Cynocephalidae.
AUGGGAAAUGGUUCCGUGAAACCCAAACAUUCCAAACAUCCAGAUGGCUACUCUGGGAACCUCACCAUUGAUGCCCUGCGGAGCAAAGUGACAGAGCUGGAGAGAGAGCUGAGGAGGAAGGAUGCUGAGAUCCAGGAGCGCGAGUACCAUCUGAAGGAGCUGCGGGAACAGCUGUCAAAGCAGACUGUGGCCAUUGCUGAGCUCACGGAGGAGCUGCAGAACAAGUGCAUCCAGCUGAACAAGCUUCAGGAUGUGGUGCAUAUGCAGGGGGGGAGUCCACUUCAGUCCUCUCCAGAUAAAGUGCCUCUUGAGGUCCACCGGAGGACCUCGGGAUUGGUCUCUCUCCACAGCAGGAGAGGAGCCAAGGCUGGGGUGUCUGCUGAACCAACCACCCGAACCUAUGACCUCAACAAACCCCCUGAAUUUUCCUUUGAGAAGGCAAGAGUCAGAAAGGACUCCAGUGAGAAGAAACUUAUUACAGAUGCCCUUAAUAAAAAUCAGUUUCUGAAGAGACUGGAUCCUCAGCAGAUCAAAGACAUGGUGGAAUGCAUGUAUGGGAGAAACUACCAGCAAGGGAGUUACAUUAUUAAGCAAGGAGAACCAGGAAACCAUAUCUUUGUGCUGGCAGAGGGCCGUCUAGAAGUGUUCCAAGGGGAGAAAUUGCUAUCAUGCAUUCCUAUGUGGACCACAUUUGGGGAACUAGCCAUUUUAUACAACUGUACGAGGACUGCCUCUGUGAAAGCUAUUACCAAUGUUAAAACUUGGGCAUUAGAUAGAGAGGUAUUCCAGAAUAUAAUGAGGAGGACAGCCCAAGCUAGAGAUGAAGAGUACAGAAACUUCCUCAGAAGUGUAUCCUUGCUGAAGAAUUUACCUGAAGAUAAAUUAACCAAGAUCAUUGACUGCUUGGAAGUGGAAUACUAUGACAAAGGAGAUUACAUCAUUAGAGAGGGUGAGGAAGGAAGUACCUUUUUCAUUUUGGCAAAAGGAAAGGUAAAAGUCACGCAGAGUACGGAGGGCCAUGAUCAACCCCAGUUGAUAAAAACACUGCAGAAAGGAGAAUACUUUGGAGAAAAAGCUCUUAUCAGUGAUGAUGUCAGAUCAGCUAACAUUAUUGCUGAGGAAAAUGAUGUUGCAUGCCUGGUUAUAGAUCGAGAAACAUUCAACCAAACUGUCGGGACAUUUGAAGAACUUCAAAAAUACCUUGAAGGGUAUGUGGCGAACCUGAACCGUGAUGAUGAAAAAAGACAUGCGAAGCGGUCCAUGUCUAACUGGAAGCUCUCCAAAGCACUCUCUCUGGAGAUGAUUCAGCUGAAGGAGAAGGUGGCCAGAUUUUCCUCAUCAUCCCCAUUCCAGAACCUUGAGAUUAUUGCAACACUGGGCGUUGGUGGGUUCGGAAGAGUUGAACUUGUUAAAGUAAAAAAUGAGAAUGUUGCUUUUGCUAUGAAAUGUAUAAGGAAGAAACACAUAGUUGACACUAAGCAACAGGAGCAUGUCUACUCAGAAAAGCGGAUCCUGGAAGAGCUGUGUUCUCCAUUCAUUGUGAAAUUAUAUCGUACUUUCAAGGACAAUAAGUAUGUAUACAUGCUUCUGGAAGCCUGCUUAGGUGGGGAGCUAUGGAGUAUAUUAAGGGACAGAGGCAGCUUUGAUGAACCCACCUCUAAAUUCUGUGUUGCUUGUGUGACAGAAGCAUUUGACUACCUGCAUCGACUAGGUAUUAUCUACAGAGACCUGAAGCCAGAAAACUUAAUUUUAGAUGCUGAGGGUUACCUUAAAUUGGUUGACUUUGGAUUUGCUAAGAAAAUAGGAUCUGGACAGAAAACAUGGACAUUCUGUGGGACUCCAGAGUAUGUAGCUCCUGAAGUCAUUCUCAACAAAGGACAUGACUUCAGUGUGGAUUUUUGGUCACUGGGAAUCCUAGUGUAUGAGCUCCUAACGGGCAACCCACCCUUUUCUGGGAUUGACCAAAUGAUGACCUAUAACUUGAUUCUCAAAGGAAUAGAAAAGAUGGAUUUUCCUAGGAAGAUCACGAGACGGCCUGAGGAUUUGAUUCGCAGGCUUUGCAGGCAAAACCCAACAGAAAGGCUGGGAAAUCUGAAGAAUGGAAUAAAUGACAUUAAGAAACACAGGUGGCUAAAUGGUUUUAAUUGGGAGGGACUGAAAGCACGGAACCUUCCAUCACCUUUACGGAGAGAGCUUAGCGGACCCAUAGAUCACAGCUACUUUGACAAGUAUCCUCCUGAAAAGGGAAUACCUCCGGAUGAGCUGUCAGGCUGGGAUAAAGACUUCUGA